UGCUACAUCGGAUGCAACCGUGGAGCAGCUGUUGCAUUGAUGACCCUGGGUAUUACCUCGAUAGGUGGUAUGUUCUGCGGCUUCCUGUCCAACCACAUCGAUAUUGCACCAAACUAUGCUGGAACACUGAUGGCUAUCACCAACACUGCUGCGACACUGCCUGGCAUUACCGUGCCCAUCUUUGUCGGCCAGAUCACCCAUGGAAACCAAACGAUCGGAGCCUGGCGUGUCAUCUUCUUCGUGACGAUCGGCCUCUACAUCAUCGAGAUCUUCGGCUACACCUUCUUGGGCUCUGGAGAAGAACAACCGUGGAACAAGGGUGACAAGACCAAUAAUGGUGCCGUUGAAAAUGGUGAGGCGGAAGCUACACCACUCAAUACAAAGGAAACGAAACCCAGCUACACAAACCAAGAAGAGUAAAAUGUGCUGCUCAGCUCAGAGGGCACGGAAACGAACCGACCCAGUGAAUCAACCCACAUGACAAGGGGAUGGCAUCACCAUGUCAGGGUGAUGUCAAAAAAGCGACAAAAACGAUAUCAAAGCUCUUGUUUCUUACUUGAGAUUUUUCUUAACUUUUACUGCGAAACAAACUUCAAUUUUAGAGUUACUUAUUUUUGCGACAACUAUGGUACUUUUACAUAUAAAUACUUACUAUAUAUACAAGAGGGAAAGUCAAUUUUACUUAAGUUUCUCAAAUAACAAGCAAAGAUUUUUUAACAGAAUAUGUUUUGUUUUGAAAUUUUAACUUAUCAACAAAGAGGAAACCCAUACCGCCGAUCGAUCCAAAUGCUGCCAUAUGCAAACUUUCAUAUAAAACAGAAAAAAAAUAACUUAAAACAGAAAACUCUGAUGGACUUACAACCUUCGGCUGAACGGUCAGAUCCCUCUAAAAACCUACUUUAGGAACCAAGCAAUUAAAAGUUACUUGAAGAGACUUUCUAUGAGCUAAAUUGCAAGCAUUUAGUUAAACAAAUUAAUAAUCAAUCAAAGAAAUCUGUAUAAUGGGGAAAAAACAUGUUAGGUAAUACUACUAGGCGCACCUAUGAAAUGCUUUAACUGAGGAAAGGAUAUUUAAAUGUUAGCGUAACACUGCAAAAGUAUAAUAAACACAAUUAAGGGGGGAGCAAAUAUAAAAGCCAAAAUCGAUCAGAAUCAAAAACGUACAAGGAAACGGUCUUAUAGUCUCGAAACCGCGUUGAAAUUCCGAUCUCGGAGCAUAAAUAGGUGGUUUGCUCAAACGCUUUCUUUUUAUUUUAGCCUAGAAAAAGAUUUUGCGUUGCAACAUUUUCGUUAUGAAGUGUGAAUUGAUAUCAAUUACGCUAAUAUGUGUCGACGAAUUCAAAACUGACUCCAUAAAGAAAAACAAGUUAAUUGAUAAAGAAUGCACUAAGAUAAAUUGAAAGAAAGCGAUUGAGUUUCACGGGAAGAUAAACAAAAAAUUAAAAAACAAGCAAAAAAUUGAAAUGAAAAAUGUAAAGCUGCUUAAGUGUAAGGAAUAGUAGAUUAAGCUCGAAAAAUAAAAACAAAUGAAACCCAUAAAAAAAGAGAAGAGUAAAAACAAUUGCAUGAACCACGUUGUUAUACCGUAUAUGAAGAUACAUUUAUCAACCCAAAUUCGUCAAUAAAGUAAAAUCUGAAA
Messenger RNA from Aedes albopictus (Asian tiger mosquito), 1639 nucleotides. Its product is annotated as putative inorganic phosphate cotransporter. Gene Ontology annotation, molecular function: transmembrane transporter activity. The transcript is spliced from 2 exons. The record is from RefSeq and is a predicted model, not a curated record. Gene Ontology annotation, cellular component: membrane. The coding region runs from base 40 to 420 and encodes 126 amino acids. Lineage: Eukaryota; Metazoa; Arthropoda; Insecta; Diptera; Culicidae. Gene Ontology annotation, biological process: monoatomic anion transport.